This is a messenger RNA of Owenia fusiformis, 1999 nucleotides long. The record is from the annotation of a GenBank genome assembly. Lineage: Eukaryota; Metazoa; Annelida; Polychaeta; Sabellida; Oweniidae.
UUUUGAACAGAAUACUCAUUGGAGCAAAUGUGACCAAGGCAUUAGCUGAUAAAUUAAACUUAUAUGAGUGAACUGGUAUGUUUUAGCUUUGGAGUUAUAUCAAUUAUUAAACGACUAAUCUACCUAUAAUUUGUUAUUACGUGACACGAGCAAGAGCUAUCACGGCCGAUAAACCAAGUGUCACGUCGUCUUCAGAUCUGUUAUCCUCAUGAUGGACCUUGUUCGCCAGACAAAUUAAUUUGAUAUAUCGCUUUGGACGUAACGAUCUAUUUGUGUAGUUCACGUGGUUCAUCUUAGAUAACAUAACAUAAUUUUCUUAUUAAUUUGUAUUGAGAUCGUUACGAGAACUACAGUUUCCGUAGCAUCCGCAUUUUAAAUCACAAAGAUGAUAAUCGCUUGUGGUGACUGAAGCGAAUCACAUUAUAUUAGCUUGUAGUGACUGAAGCGAAUCAAAAUAUCGCAAAUCCUGAUAGCCACAAAAAAGGAAUACCCUGAAAAUAUUAGACGCUUUGGUUUUAAUUGUUUUCUCAAAGUUUGGAGAUUUCUUAAAUAUGCCAAAGUAAGUGUAUAUGUAGUGCCUAUAUCAAAACCCAUGGAAUCGAUAAUAAUGGGUCUUAUUUUACAACAUGAUAAUAAGACUUACUUAACUAAGCAACAUGCAUGUACAGAAAAAAAAUAUCCGCCAUAUUUACAUUCUGCGCAUGUUUCGGGAACUAUUGUCAUCGCACCAAUGAUUACCCCAUUGUGUAGUUGGACAAGGGGAGCAGAGUCGUCUUGGUAACUGGGUAAAGAAUCAUGAAGUUAAUUGGAUUGCUGGUUCUUGUGGCCUGUGUUUCUACGGUUGGUGGCUUUAGGUUCUCGUCCUCCAGAAGUAAUGAAGGUAGAUUCGCUAAAAUCUUGAGCAGAGUGGAUGCUCAGGCCGAACGUGUGGAUCGACUUAACCAGCAAAUAACUUUCUUGGAAACAAAAUAUGAUAUUCUCCUCAGAAAUUUGGAUUCCGACUUUGAAACCCUGGAAUAUUUAGACGACAAUGUCAAUGACAUUAGACCCAAAAGGUGUCCGGAAGGAGCAAUCGAGUGCGCGAACAACGGGAAGUGUGUCGACCCUCUGUUGGUGUGUGACGGUUUUAAUGACUGUCAAGACGAAUCAGAUGAGAAGGACAAACUUUGCCGUGUCGUUUCAGCAAAGCGACAAUGUGCUGGGCUGCCUACAAAUGGAAGACAAUCACCAAUCAACAUAGACGAAGCUAACACCAAAUGUCUGAAGAAUGGCGACAUACGUGUAUCUAUCCCUUCAAAUACGUGCAAUAGAGUACUUCUGAAGAACAAGGGAGGCCAUACAGCUCAACUGGAACUGGGAAAAUGUGAUUACUCUAUUUCUGGGGGUGGUCUAGUUGGCACAUAUUCUGUCCUCCAAGCCCACUUUCAUUGGGGGAAACAUUUAAAAAAAGGCUCUGAACACACAAUUAACGGACUUCAAUAUCCAUUAGAGAUGCAUAUUGUGACAAAGUUAGCAACUGGAAAAUCAACUUGUGCAGAGCUUGCAGUCUUGGGAUUUUUCUUUGAGAUUUCUAAAGAGCGCAAUCAAGCGUGGGAUGCUCUCAUUGCAGGACUCAAAGACGUUAAAAAAGAAGACCAGGCGACCGUUCUCGAUAAAGUAAACCUUCAAGAACUGAUCACUGGUGAAACCGAUUCAGGAUUCUAUCGCUACUUCGGCUCACUGACAACCAAACCAUUUUCUGAGAUUGUUAUCUGGACACUCUUUAAGGAAACUAUAAAGUUAUCAGCAUCCCAGCUUGCGCAGUUUGAGAAGUUGUUGGAGCAUGGAGGCAAACACCAUAUUGUGAACAAUUUCAGGGAAGUGCAAGACCUAAAUGGAAGAACUGUGUACAAAACAUGUUGAUGGAGAAAAUGAGGAGGUCAGUCUGAAGGUGUAGGAUACAAUAUGAGGAUGAUAAAUAUGGAAUAAGGACAAUAUCAGCAUGGACUUUCUAUAGAGG